AUGGUCAACUCAAAGAAUGUACGUUUCCUUCCAGUUGACCCACGGCAGGCCCAUUGCAAGAACGUCGAGCAAGGAACACUGACGCACCAUCAGGAAAAUGUCAAUCCGCAAUCGAAUGUCAGCGCAUCUAGCAACAUGAGCGCUCAAGACAUAGCGAGCAUGACAGAACUCAUGUCACACGCCCUCGAGAGCCUGGAGAUGCGCGGCGUCCCCGAACACACCAAAACUGCGGAGGAAUACCAGGCGCUACUGAAGAAGAAAGAAGAGCUCAUGGACUUGUAUAAUGGAGUCUCACAGAAGCUUAGCUUCACACAACAAAGGCGCGAGGGGGAAUCGCAAGCCCGAACACUCGAAACAGUCGAUGUACUUGGAACGGGAUACACAAAGUUGCUCAGGGGCAUUGAGUCUGUCCUGGCACGAGUCAUUGUGUGGAUUGAGGAGUAUGAACACGACAACGGGAUCAACACUGGCGUCUCGGAAAUCCAAUCUGCGCGUAAGGCCUGA
Colletotrichum godetiae is the source of this 504-nucleotide messenger RNA. RefSeq lists its product as uncharacterized. Lineage: Eukaryota; Fungi; Ascomycota; Sordariomycetes; Glomerellales; Glomerellaceae. The transcript has a single exon. The coding region runs from base 1 to 504 and encodes 167 amino acids. The record is from RefSeq and is a predicted model, not a curated record.